GAAAGUUUUACCCUGGAAACCGCAUUCGCAUUCGAAGAUCAAAGAAGCCCUGUGCCAGGUAGUGACAGGAAGCAAGAAGGUCACAAAGGACAGAAGAACAUUCCAUGUUCUGCACCGCUGGCAACUUCUCUGGACAUAUGAGGGAGCUGGACGAGUACUCACUCACUGACAUCCACUGGUACUGACAAUCCGUCUGCACAAUGGAGAGGAGCCUGAAGAACGUUCUGGUGGUCUCUUGUGGAUUCCUCCUACUCUUCACUGCCUACGGGGGCCUGCAGAAUCUGCAGAGCAGCCUCUACAGUGAGCAAGGCCUGGGGGUGGCGACACUCAGCACACUCUAUGCCUCUGUGCUGCUGUCCUCCAUGUUCCUCCCACCUAUCCUCAUCAAGAAGUGUGGCUGCAAGUGGACCAUUGUGGGCUCCAUGUGCUGUUAUGUGGUCUUCUCCCUGGGCAACUUCCAUGCCAACUGGUACACCCUGAUCCCUACCUCCAUCUUGCUGGGCCUGGGUGCGGCCCCUCUGUGGUCGGCCCAGGGUACCUACCUCACCACCAUGGGAAAUCUGCAAGCGGAAAAGGUGGGGAAGCUUGGCAAGGAUGUGGUGAACCAGUAUUUUGGCAUCUUUUUCCUUGUAUUCCAAUCUUCUGGAGUGUGGGGCAACCUGAUUUCCUCACUGGUGUUCGGCAAGAUGUCCACGCAAGAGGCCAUCCCAGAGGAACAGCUCAUGUCCUGUGGAGCCAAAGACUGCCUGAUGGGUCCAGCGGCCACCAACAGCACUCAUCAACCCUCACAGUCACUGAUCUACACACUGCUGGGCAUCUACACCGGCUGUGGUGUCCUGGCCAUCCUGCUGGUAGCUGUGUUUCUUGAGUCCUUGGAAGACAAGCUGGAGAAUGAAGGAGAGCAGAGGUCCAGAUCACCACCUCUCUGGUCCACAAUACUGUCAACCUUCAUGCUGUUCAGAGACAAGCGUUUGUGUCUCCUGAUGUUCCUGCCACUGUACAGUGGGUUCCAACAAGAGUUCCUCUCUGGAGAGUACACAAAGUCUUAUGUGACCUGUGCCCUGGGCAUCCACUUUGUGGGCUACGUGAUGAUCUGCUUCUCAGCCAUGACUGCACUGUGCUCCCUGCUGUACGGGAAGAUCUCCAAGUACACGGGCCGGGCCGCACUCUAUGCACUGGGGGCGGCCAUUCACUUCUCUUGCAUUGUGGUCUUCUUGCUGUGGCACCCAAACCCCGCCCAACUGCCUGUCUUCUUCGUCCUCUCUGGCCUGUGGGGAAUGUCUGAUGCUGUCUGGCAGACACAGAACAAUGCUCUUUUCGGUGUCCUGUUUGAAGAGAACAAGGAACCUGCUUUUGCCAACUACCGCCUUGGGGAGGCCAUAGGGUUUGUCAUUGCCUUUGGCUACAGCUCAUUUCUGUGUGUGAGUACCAAGCUCUACAUCCUCUUGGGUGUCUUGAGUCUGGCCACGAUCGGUUACGGGAUUGUGGAGUACCUGGAAGCCAAGGCUGCUCCCAAGGUCCUUGGUGCAGAAAAGAAAAACCAGGCAGAAGAGGAAGAAAUGAAAACAAAAAUGUGAGUGUGGACACGUGAUGGCUGAGAACCCAGCCCGGAUCAGCAGAAGGCAGAGGCGUUCCACGUAGCCGCAGCUCACAGGAGAUAGACUUGACCCUUCACACUGUUUCAGCAAUAUGUAGACAUUCUAAAGAUCAUCUAUAGUUUUUUUUUUUUUAAUGUAUUUUCCUCAACUUAAAU
Mus pahari (shrew mouse) is the source of this 1753-nucleotide messenger RNA. It is a transcript of the gene Unc93a, whose product is annotated as unc-93 homolog A. Lineage: Eukaryota; Metazoa; Chordata; Mammalia; Rodentia; Muridae. The record is from RefSeq and is a predicted model, not a curated record. Bases 201 to 1577 code for a protein of 458 amino acids. The transcript is spliced from 10 exons.